Molecule: messenger RNA, 333 nt
Organism: Heterobasidion irregulare TC 32-1
Lineage: Eukaryota; Fungi; Basidiomycota; Agaricomycetes; Russulales; Bondarzewiaceae
Exons: 4
Biological process (GO): chromatin remodeling
Cellular component (GO): Ino80 complex
Source: RefSeq, a predicted model, not a curated record
CGCCCGUUCAAGAACCCGGGCUACGCGAAGAACGUGAACAGGCGCGCAAAGAACGUGAAGACGAUGCUCGGGCAGGAGCGCGAGCGCGAGCGCCAGGAGCGGGAGCGCAGGCGGCUGCAGCGGGAGCAGGCGAUGGACGCGCCACCCUCCGUGCUGCCCCAGAAGCACUACUGCGACAUCACCGGCCUCGAGGCAAGUCCCGCUCCCUACACCGACCCCGUGACCGGGCUGCGAUACCACGACAAAAGCAUCUACGAGCUGAUCAAGGGCCUGUCCUCCAGCGCCGCGAAGAACUACCUCUCUGCGCGCGGCGUGAACCCGAUCGUCAAAUGA